UCUCUCUCUCUCUCUAUUUCGAUUUGUUUUCUUCUUCUUCUUCUUCGUCUGAAUUCAGCGUCUUAAUUUCAUAGAUUAUUUUCUGGAUUUCGUGGAUCUGCUACAGUGAGCGUUACAGGUCGUAUGUACGUUCCCGUAUUCUGGAUUAUUGAUUCGUAUGACCAUGUCUCCGUCUUCUUAAGGUCAAAUUAUUUUGAUUGUAGGCACUGUGCUAGGCUUAUGAUGAUUUGUUAGACACACCAAAGAAACCGGCUUUUGGGUAUGAUAUACUGCUUCUCUUGCUAAGUAUGAAGCGUGUUAUGAAAGCCCCUAAUAUUCCAGAAGAAAAUUUCCAAAGCAAUCAGAAAGGCAAACACGGGAGGACAUGUGGCCCUGCAAGACGAUCCACCAAAGGACAAUGGACGGCCGAAGAGGACGAAGUCUUGUGCAAAGCUGUUGAGCGUUUUCAAGGAAAGAACUGGAAGAAGAUAGCUGAAUGUUUUCCGGAUCGGACUGAUGUCCAGUGUCUUCAUAGAUGGCAAAAGGUCUUGAACCCAGAGCUUGUGAAAGGGCCGUGGUCAAAAGAGGAGGAUGCGACAAUAAUUGCUCUGGUAGAAAAAUAUGGGCCAAAGAAAUGGUCUACUAUUUCUCAGCAUUUACCUGGGCGCAUAGGAAAGCAAUGUAGGGAAAGGUGGCAUAACCAUCUUAACCCUGGCAUUAAUAAAAAUGCAUGGACCCAGGAAGAGGAACUGAUUCUUAUUCGUGAACAUCAAAUUUAUGGGAAUAAAUGGGCAGAGCUAAUGAAAUUUUUGCCAGGAAGGUCAGAUAAUUCAAUAAAAAAUCACUGGAACAGCUCAGUGAAGAAGAAGUUGGAAUCCUACUAUGCAUCAGGUCUUUUAGAUCAGUCUCAAAGCUCGCCACUCAUUGCCCUUCAGAACAAAUCUAUCGCUUCAUCUUCCUCGUGGAUGCACAGCAGUGGAGAUGAAGGCAAUUUCCAGCCAGGGGCUGAUGCUGAAGAAUCAGAAUGCAGCCAAGCUUCAACUGUUUUCAGUUGUUCAGUGUCGACCAAUGAUUUACUAGAUGAGGUUAAACCUGCAAAUCAAGAAUUCUACAUUCCUGAAUUGCCUUCAGGAAUAGAGCAGCAAAUCUCAAACUCUGCAUCUCAUGCAGAAUCAUACUACCCUUCCUUUGAAGAUGCCAAAAUUGUUGUCCCCGAAAUUUCUUGUGAAGCAGAAACCUCAAAGAAGUUUCAGAAUCAUUACUGUUCUCACGAGGUUAGAACUACCACAGAUACAGCGGAUCAAUUGCAGGGUGUGUCUAAUGAUUCUAAACAGGACCUCAAUCUAGACUGUCCUCAGUUAUUGACCAAUAACAUGGACGUGGAUGGAAAAAAUGAAGCACCCCAAGCUUUUCAAAGUUCAGUCAGAUUAAAGGAUCAACCUUCUUUGCCAAACUCGGACACAGAUAUUCAUCCACAAGCUCAAACUUUGAUCACGGAUGAGGAGUGCUGUAGGGUUCUUUUCCCAAAUACCGAGAAAGAUAGCGGUAUAUCUACUGGUGAGCAAGGUCAUAACAUGGUUGACCCUCAAAAGGGCAAAGGAUCUCUUUGUUCCCGGUCUGCAGAAACCCAUGUUCAUGAAACUGGAAACAUUCCAGCUUUAUCCUGGCAUCCUUCGAAUUCCGAGGGCCUGGCGGAUCAUAAUUGUGUUCGUUUGUUGUAUUCAGCUGUGAAGGACUCACGUUCACUCCGUAAUGAUUCUACUGAUCCUAUUCAAGGUUGUCACCUUCUUGAAGCUACUGCAUUAGAUUGUAAAACUGAUACAAAUGACAAUUUCAUCGACACUGAUGGGCGUGUAAUUUCCCGUGGCAAUGAUGAUAAUGAUGGUAUCCAACAGCAGGAGCUGGCAUAUAUUCCCAAGGAUUCUUUGAAGCUAGUACCUUUGAAUAGUUUUUCAUCUCCUUCUAGAGUGAACAAGGGUUAUUUUCCGAUUGGCGAUAAGCCAGCUGAAAAAGACAAAGGAUCUCUUUGUUAUGAACCUCCACGUUUUCCGAGUGCAGAUAUUCCUUUCUUCAGCUGUGAUCUUGCACCAUCAAAUAGUGACUUACGGCAAGAGUACAGUCCCUUUGGUAUCCGCCAAUUGAUGAUUUCUUCGAUGAAUUGUACAACUCCGUUAAGGUUAUGGGAUUCACCGUGUCAGGAUAAGAGCCCUGAUGUCAUGCUUAAAGAUGCUGCAAAAUGUUUUAGUGGUGCACCAUCCAUCUUAAAGAAGCGGCAUCAGGACUUGUUGUCACCCGUGCUUGAUAGAAGAAAAGAUAAAAGGCUUAAAAGAGCUGAGGCUUCCUCCUUGGCUAAAGAUUUUUCACGCUUAGAUGUUAUGCUUGAUGAUGGAGGUGAUUGCAAGUCCUCUCGUCUGUUAAAAUUUCCUGACAAUGAAAAUAGAUGUUCCUCCCCUUCCGAAGCAAAAUAUAAUAAGGAUGCUUCAGGUUGGUCAUAUCAAGAAAUGAUACCUAUAGGUGAAGACCCAAAGGAAACCUUGGAGUCAGGAAGAGUGACUUCUAUGAAAAACGAAAAGGGAUGUAGUGAUGACGGUGGGGCUUCAGAUAAAAUUGACCAAGAUACUUGUAGAAGUUUGGCUGAUCAUAAUGAUGCUGAGAUGCAACUGAGUUCUCCUGAUAAAACUGGAUCUAGACCAGAUAACAAAGUGAAUACAAGUGCGAAAAAUCCGUCGAACCAACAGAAAAAGUCAUUAGGUACUACUAUUCCAAAUGGAGAAAUCUUAUCAGAACCUCCAUGCACUGCAGACUCUAUUCCUUUAUCAGCGAUUGCAGGAAAUAAAACCAACACUGCAGAGAGUAGUUUUGAUAUUGAAAACUUCAGCAUAUUUGAUGGAACUCCGUUCAAAAAACUCCUUGAUUCCCCAUCACCAUGGAAAUCCCCUUUACUCUUUGGUUCUUUCUUGCAAAGUCCCAAGUUGCCUCCAGAAAUUACAUUUGAGGAUAUUGGGUGCUUUAUGAGUCCGGGAGAGAGAAGUUAUGAUGCCAUAGGACUGAUGAAGCAUUUGAGUGAACACACAGCUACGGCGUAUGCAGAUGCUCUGGAAGUUUUGGGUAAUGACACGCCUGAAUCGAUACUUAAGAAGAGACAACUGAACAAAUCUAUUCAAGGGAAAGAAAAUCAGCACUGGCCUCACGAUCAGCUGGAAAACCGUUCCCAGGUGGAGCGUCGCGCCUUGGACUUCAGCGAUUGCGGGACACCAGGGAAAGCAAAUGUAUCCUCGGUUUCUCCAGGCGGCUACUCGAGCCCAUCAUCUUACCUUUUGAAGAGUUGCAGAUAGUAAAGGCUGCUUUUGUUCAUAAGAGCUCUGAAGGGAUUUAUUCUCGCCUUCAAAUUUUUUUUGAUCCCUAAUAUUUGUAUGUCAUAUUUCCAUUCCCACCUUCUGUCUUAAAAUGUGUAGAUCUUUCAGCUCUGGACAUGAUACAAUUGAUUAAAUAGAACAAAUGUUUACUUGUUCUCAAGAAAUUUUU
Molecule: messenger RNA, 3504 nt
Organism: Eutrema salsugineum
Lineage: Eukaryota; Viridiplantae; Streptophyta; Magnoliopsida; Brassicales; Brassicaceae
Product: transcription factor MYB3R-1
Exons: 12
Coding region: 288-3314 (1008 amino acids)
Biological process (GO): regulation of DNA-templated transcription
Cellular component (GO): nucleus
Molecular function (GO): DNA-binding transcription factor activity, RNA polymerase II-specific; RNA polymerase II cis-regulatory region sequence-specific DNA binding
Source: RefSeq, a predicted model, not a curated record